AUGUUGUCAACGCGUACUACUCAACCAUUACUAAAUCUUUCUCAGCUGCCCUGCCUAACACCUAUAACAAUAUUCCAGCAGCUCCGCUCAACAUCGCAUCAUCCCCUAGGGCCUGAUAUGAAAGAAUUGCUCACCUCAUAUGGCAUGGCAAUUGUGAAACUGCAGAAAUUCCUUCGGCUGAAAGAAGCCUUCUUAAAACAGGACCGCGGUCGACUAAACCAGGAGCAAAAUAACCCCGGACAUGUUAAUUGGGAUCCAAUUAACUUAUCUGACUGGCUAUUACUAGAGAUUGAUGCGAAUAUUCAGAUACGCCAGGAUCAGGUCACUAUAGCUUUAGAAAUGAUUUCUCCUACACUGGGCUCCAACUCUGUACUCCAGAUAAACAUGGGCCAAGGGAAAACGUCUGUUAUCAUGCCAAUGGUUGCAGCUGUGCUGGCCGACAGGGAUAUGCUCAGUAGACUUCUUGUCCCAAAGGCUCUGUUAUCUCAAGCUGCUCAAAUUCUUCAGUCUCGCCUUAGGGGUCUUCUCGGACGCGAAAUUAUACAUAUUCCUUUCUCGCGGCGAACACAGGCGACAGUUUCUUUAAUUCAAGAGUAUCGCAAGCUCCAUGAGAACAUCUUACACAACUCAGGCAUAAUACUAGGUGUCCCCGAACACAUCUUGUCAUUCAAGCUCAGUGGACUUCAACGCCUUUCUGAUUCAAAAAUAAAAGAGGCUGUCGACAUGAUUGAGAUGCAAGAGUGGAUGAACAAGGUAUGCAGGGACAUUCUUGACGAGUGCGAUUUUACGUUGGCCGUCAAAACGCAACUGAUUUACCCUGGAGGUGCACAACUUGCCGAAGUUGCCAUGACAAUUCUAGGUCUCGUCUCCCAGCAUCUGAAAGACCUCGCUUGUGAUUACCCACAAAGCAUGGAUGUUAUGGAGCGAAACUCUACAGGAUUCCCCAUAGCCUAUAUACUCAGAAAGGAUGUCGAAGAAGCUCUAAUCAGAAAAAUCGUAGGCGAUAUCUGCAGUGGACGUACAUCAAUAUUGCCCCUUCGCGAUUGUACAGAGAGGGCUAAGCAAGCAAUCAAAAUAUUCAUCUCCCAAGAAAGAGUGGAGGUACCCAUUGCUAAGCGUAUUGCGAAACUCUUUCCUGACAUACCUAACGCACGCAAAAAUGUUUAUUUACUGCGCGGUUUAUUGGUGCAUGGUAUUUUAAUAUUGUGCUUAAAGAAAAGAUGGAAUGUCCAGUAUGGUUUACACCAUCGUCAAGACCCCAUUGCCGUCCCUUUCCAUGCAAAGGGAGUUCCCUCCGAUCAAGCUGAAUGGGGUCAUCCAGAUGUAGCUAUUCUUUUUACUUGCCUCGCCUUUUAUUACGAGGGUCUAAGUCCAAGUCAACUCAAACAAAGUUUAGAAGCGGUGUUAAAGUCCGACCAUCCCGCAACCGAGUAUGACCGAUGGACGCAUGGUUCUACAAGCCUUCCUGAGGCGCUUCGGCAUUGGAAUGUUAUUACAGUGGACGAUGAAGGGCAAGUUGGGGAAAUAUGGCGCCAUUUAUGUUUCACAACAACCGUUAUAAAUCACUUCCUCAGCAAUUUUGUAUUUCCUCUACACGCCAAGCAAUUCGCUACCAAGCUGCAAGCCUCUGGUUGGGAUGUCCUUUUAUACAACCAGAGCUUACGGCCAGGGAUUACCACGGGAUUUAGCGGUACUAACGACAAUAGGAGACUACUACCUCUCACUAUUGAACAAUAUGAUCUUCCAGGGCUUUCACAUACCAAUGCUGAAGUUCUGACAUAUCUCCUCCAAAAACGAAAUCGAGAGUAUUGUGUCGCUGCCGACAGAGACGGGAGACGGUUGUCAGAAGUUGGACUUCUGAAAUACCUCCGAAAAUCUGGAAUCCGCAUCCUCAUAGACGCAGGGGCAUUCAUCAUGGAGAUGGAUAACCUAACAGUUGCGAAGGCUUGGCUGAUAGAAGAUCCUCACGCACAAGGAGCAGUGUACUUCUCAGAGGACAAUAAGCCAUGGAGAGUCCCACUUUUAGCAAGUCCUUUCGCGGAUGACAUGGGCAAUUGUGUGGUCUAUCUGGAUGAAGCUCAUACCCGAGGCACAGACUUGAAGCUGCCGUCAGAUGCGAAAGGGGCAUUAACUCUUGGUCUCGGCCAAACCAAGGACCACACUGUGCAAGCUGCGAUGAGACUACGACAACUCGGAACGACCCAGUCAGUGGCGUUUGUUGCACCACCAGAAGUUCAUCAAAGUAUCCUAGAUGUGUGUAAUAAACAAGCCGGUAUUAUCCUAGAAUCAUCAGAUGUUGUCACAUGGCUCCUAGAUCAGACGUGUACCAACAAUCGCGAAUUGCAGGCCCUUUACUUUUCUCAAGGAAUGGACUUUUGUCGCCGUAUGCAAGCAGCAAUGACGCAUAAAAAGUUUCUUUCAAGUUCUACUCACAGAAAGUCCUAUCUGGAUAUCUUACAACAGCCUGAUGGUAAAGUGGGUGUCCUAAUGCAAGAAUUAAGACAGAGACGCCAGCAGUCGCAGGGAUAUGAGUCCAUUACCAGUUCCGCUCUUGAGGAAGUUGAGCAGGAGAGGGAGGUUGCGUAUGAGAUUGAGGAAGAGAGAGAGGUGCAGCGACCCCGGCGUCCCAAAGCUCUAAAGUUUGCCGGGCUGCACCCGUCAAUUUUGAAAUUCGCCCAGGGCGAUUUUCUAGCUCUUGAUGAUGUAACCAAAGCAUCAGAAAUAUUAGAGUCUACGCAGCUUGGCUUGACUUACAAAAUUCAAGGGUCUUGCUUAGUGCCUCGCCUUUUCCUAUCUGUGGAGUUUACUCGGACAAUUAAGCUGAAAAAGGACGAGAAACAGGACUCCUACACGCGUCCUGUAAAUUGGUUGCUUUUCAACACAAGAAUAGAGAUAGCACUCGUCAUUAUCCCAGAGGAGGCCGAAGAAUUGAUCCCAAUCAUGCGCAAUUUGGUAUCUUCAGAUGUGCACCUAAUAGUUUACGCAGCACCAGUCUCCAGAUCCAUGUUGAAUUUCAAUGAUCUGACGUAUUAUGCUCUGCCCAGUCUUCCAGAGGGUUGGAAGCCUCCAUCUUGGCUUCCUUUCGAGCUUGGCAUACUCGCAGGAAGGCUUUAUUUUGAAUUCAACGAAUACCACGAGUUACUCGAUCGCCUACACUCCGUGUCUGAAACUGCCGAUGACAAGAAUGCUAAAUGUUCGAGUGUCUGGGCCAUCGCCAAAUCUCGUCUGGGUUUCCUGCAGGAAUGGUUAUCCGUAUGUCGCCAGGGACAGGAUAUUACCCAUACACUAAUGGGAUAUGUUUGUCAAGACCUCCAGCUUCGUAGUGACCAUCCUUUCUUUGCUUCGACGGUUAUCACGGGUCAAGACGCAGACAAGGGAAGUGGGCUCGGAUCAAUCCGGUAUAACUCUCGAAAGGAUAAGGAAGAGGAUUAUUAUUCAAGUGAUAAUGGGGAUGAGAUGAUGAUUAUGGAGGAGUACGAGGAUGAAGGGUCAGACCAUGCGGAUGAUUAUGCGGUUGGAAUUGAUUGACUGGGAUUGGUCUUUUGAAGGGGUAUUAUCAUGUCAAGUUAUCCAGUAGUUCUAUGUCGUUUGGUCUAACGAGAAAUGUCAUUAUUGUUGACUCAUU
Aspergillus ochraceoroseus IBT 24754 is the source of this 3625-nucleotide messenger RNA. RefSeq lists its product as uncharacterized. The transcript has 8 exons. The coding region runs from base 1 to 3528 and encodes 1175 amino acids. The record is from RefSeq and is a predicted model, not a curated record. NCBI's taxonomy places the organism in Eukaryota, Fungi, Ascomycota, Eurotiomycetes, Eurotiales, Aspergillaceae.